Messenger RNA from Triticum aestivum (bread wheat), 893 nucleotides. RefSeq names its product glutathione transferase GST 23. The coding region runs from base 40 to 750 and encodes 236 amino acids. Gene Ontology annotation, cellular component: cytoplasm. The transcript is spliced from 2 exons. NCBI's taxonomy places the organism in Eukaryota, Viridiplantae, Streptophyta, Magnoliopsida, Poales, Poaceae. The record is from RefSeq and is a predicted model, not a curated record. Gene Ontology annotation, biological process: glutathione metabolic process. Gene Ontology annotation, molecular function: glutathione transferase activity.
GCCCCGGCUAGAAAGUAGAAAUCGGUGGACCGGGCGGACAUGGAGAUGAUGCCUUGUGAACAGCCGGCGGUGAGGCUCAUCGGCUGGCUGAGCCCGUACGUGCACCGGGCCGAGGUGGCCCUGCGCCUCAAGGGCGUCCCCUACGAGCUCCUACACGACGACAUGGCCAGCAAGAGCGACCUGCUGCUCACCCACAACCCCGUCCACAAGAAGGUCCCCGUGCUCCUCCACGGCCACCGCUCCAUCCCGGAGUCGCUCGUCAUCGUCGAGUACGUCGACGAGGCCUUCCCCGCCGGCCCGCCGCUGCUCCCCUCCGACCCCCUCGCCCGCGCCAACGCCCGCUUCUGGGCAAGAUUCCUCGACGACAAGUGCUGGAAGGCCCUGUGGGUGGCGCUGUGGGCGGAGCCCGGCGAGGCGCGGGCGGCGGCGGCGAGGGAGGCCAAGGAGGGCCUGGCGCUGCUGGAGGCGCAGCUGCCGGAGGGGAAGCGGUUCUUCGGCGGCGACGCCAUCGGCCUCCUUGACAUAGCUGCCAGCGGGGUGGCGCGCUGGCUGGGCGUGUUCGAGGAGAUGGCCGGGGUGCGGCUGCUGACCGAGGAGGAGCACCCGGCGCUGUGCCGGUGGGCGAGGGAGUACGCGGCGGACGAGACCGUGCGGCAGUGCCUCCCGCACAGGGACCUCGUGCUGGCCGUCCUGACGCCCAGGAGGGGCAUGUUCGUGUCCACGGCCAAGGCCAUGGCCGCGCACAAGUAGCGCGCUAGUUAUAUACGUGUGCACGUUGGAGCUGCCGUGACAGUGGAUUCCGAUGUGCUAUGUACUAUGAAGGAAUCUUGUUAGAAAAAAGAGUACUACUAUAAAGGAAUAAUUUAUGGGAAAUGAUAACUGAUUUUUAGUCA